AUGGGCAUGGAGGCAAGAGCAGGAUUGCUCAAGCACGGUGAUAAUACAAGUGCAGGAGAUGGCGGAAGUGGCGAAGCUGUCUUAGAGCUGAUGGCAGAGAUCGGUGUGUCUGUGUAUCUGAGCUUUGCAUCUGAUGAGCAUCUGAAUGAAUAUAUAGGAAAGGGAGAUGAGAGGAUCAGGUUUCUGACAGGAUUUUCUGGAUCGAAUGGAAUUGCAGUGACAUGCAGGCAUCCGGUGCUGUACACAGACUCAAGAUACUAUAUACAGGCCAUUAACGAGCUGAAGGCUUACAGGCUGAAGAAGAUGGGAGAGGACGAGAAACUGGAGGAUUAUAUUGAGUCUGUGUGUGAAAAUAAGCAGGUGGGUGUUUGUGGAAAGCUUAUAAGUUCGAAGAUGUAUGAUGAUCUUGAGAAAAAGCUUGCACUGAAAGGAUUGAUGCUUAGGCAUAUCGAUGUUGAUUUGGUUGACCAGGUAUGGAAGGACAAGCCAUGCAGGAUAUUCAACGAGGUAUAUGCGAUUGAAAACAAGAUGAUCUUUGAGUAUCAGAUGCAGUUGGCGAGAAUAUGCAAUGAUGAGGAAUAUAAAAGAAAGCUUGAGGAUAUGGCUGCUGAGAAGAACACAAGUGUUGCUGGAAUGCCAUACAGGCAGAAGCUGCAGAAGAUACGGAGCAUUGCUGGAGAAUGGAAGACGCUUGCUAUAACAGAUCUUGAUACAAUUGCAUGGGUGUUCAACCUGAGAGGGUCUGAUAUAAUGUAUAACCCGGUUUUUUAUUCGUAUUGCCUGAUUUCUGCAGAUGCAGUGAAGCUGUUUGUGAAUUGGAAGCUAGAAAUCGAUGGUGUUGAAGUGUAUGCAUACGAUGACUUUGAAGAGCAUGCCAGGCUUGUUGACGAAGACGUGCUUGUGUCUGGAAGAUGCAAUGCACAUGUAAGGAGUAUGUUUAGAAAUGUUGAGUAUACAGGAAGUAUAAGGCAGCUCCAAUCAGUCAAGACAGAUGUGGAGAUUACAGGGUUCUGCUUAGCAUACGUUUAUGAUGGAAUAGCUCUUACAAGGCUGUUUGAGUGGAUUGAUGAGAAUCUUGAUGAGGGUAUAACUGAGGAGAUGGUUGCAAGCAAACUGGAUGCGAUAAAGAGGGAGUUUGAUGGAUAUGUGCAGCCGAGCUUUGGCACAAUUGUUGGGGGAGGACCGAAUGGAGCAAUUGUGCACCACAAGGCCGGGCUUAAGGUGCUGCAGAGGAGCGAGCUUAUAUUGAUUGAUAGCGGUUCGCAGUAUGUGUUUGGAACAACAGACACGACAAGGACACUGCACUUUGGAGUACCAAGCAGUGAGCAGAAAAGAAACUACACGCUUGUUCUGAAAGGGCAGCUGAGAGCAAUGCAGAUGAGGUUUAAGCCAAGCAUGCCUGCAUCGUCACUGGAUACACUGUCUAGAAUGGAUCUGAUGAAGGAAGGACUGGAUUAUGGCCAUGCAACUGGGCAUGGAGUUGGGCACUUCUUGUGUGUGCAUGAGUCACCACCCAGCAUAUCAAGCAAUAGCAGUGAGGUGCUGAUGCCGGGAAUGGUUUUUUCGAUUGAGCCUGGGUACUACAAGGAAGGAGAGUAUGGAAUACGGAUUGAGAAUCUAGUGUGUAUAACUGGCACAGAUAACGGGUUCAACGCUGUAGAGAAUCUUACACUUGUUCCAUAUCAGCUCAAGAUGGUUGAUGUGUGCCUGAUGAAUGAGGAUGAAGUUGAUUAUCUGAACAAAGUCAGCAGAGGGAUUAGGGAAUCACUCGAGCCGUUCAUGAUUGGCUCGCCAGGAUAUAAGUUCUUGGUUGAAAACACAGUGCCUAUACGAAAAUAG
Molecule: messenger RNA, 1839 nt
Organism: Ordospora pajunii
Lineage: Eukaryota; Fungi; Microsporidia; Ordosporidae
Product: methionine aminopeptidase
Exons: 1
Coding region: 1-1839 (612 amino acids)
Source: RefSeq, a predicted model, not a curated record